AUCUGUUCCCACCAUGUUGGUUUGCAAUGCGGAACUCGGCGGUUUUGGUCCAAAACCAGCAUUGCGGAUGAUGAUCCCGACCGACCGAGAGAGAGAGACACACACACAAAAUUCAUUCAUUAGAUCUCAUAGCUAACGAUCCUCCAACAAAAGCACAACGCCUUCACGAUCACCAUGCUUGCGACAACAACUCUUCAUCGACUUUGCUUUUUGGGCUUGGCCCUGCUUUUGUCUGCUGGCCAAGGCAGUGCACGGUGCGACCAAGGCCUCACCAUCAUUAACAAUUCUCCAGACUCGUUGGACUUUGGACAGUGGGAAUAUCGUGAACUCAGUACACGAGGUAGGGCAUGGCCCGGAUGCUGGGGCUGGGAUAUUUUGGGUCCCGGUGGUUGGUUUCCCUCCACAUGGUAUGAGCUCAUGGACGGCGAUGACCAAGGUGACAACAGCAUUGUCUAUGAAAUUGAUCGGUCUGCGAGAGCAAGCUACUGUGCCGCCGAGCCCGAUGAAAUCAAUUUGUUGGAAGUGUCAUAUGGAGGCCUCUCCGGAUACAUUCGAGUGGUGCCGACUCCCGAUGCCAGCGGGACAACAGCAAGUAUCAAAUGCGCCCCCAAAGCUCUGGGUACUAUUGAGACACCCAUUGCCGGUGAUCUGGUCUGUGAAUUGGUGGAGUUGCCUUUUACUGGGCGAGAAGCCAUUGAAGUGACAGUGGAACUUGAUUUGAGUUCAUAGGGCAGGCAGCCAAGAAUGAACAAUAGGAAAUACAAUUAGUGUACUAGUAAAUCUGGCUGGUCGCCAACCCAAUGCCCUCAUCGUACUCGUAGACACCUUCCGAUCGAAUCGGCUCACUUUUCUCCCCG
This is a messenger RNA of Seminavis robusta, 857 nucleotides long. The record is from the annotation of a GenBank genome assembly. Lineage: Eukaryota; Bacillariophyta; Bacillariophyceae; Naviculales; Naviculaceae.